Erigeron canadensis is the source of this 1564-nucleotide messenger RNA. Its product is annotated as eukaryotic initiation factor 4A-10-like. Bases 154 to 1389 code for a protein of 411 amino acids. The record is from RefSeq and is a predicted model, not a curated record. NCBI's taxonomy places the organism in Eukaryota, Viridiplantae, Streptophyta, Magnoliopsida, Asterales, Asteraceae. The transcript has 5 exons. Gene Ontology annotation, molecular function: RNA helicase activity; RNA binding; ATP binding.
CUAUCUUAUAUAUAUAAAUCUCACGAAACACACGCAUCUCUUUUCUUUCCUCAACUCCACGGCGUCGAUCCGAGGAGUUUGAGAAAACCCUAAUUCACUCUCUUUUACACUUUCAAUCUCUCUCUCUUUUUUUCCCACCACAAUCAAUCAGUCAUGGCAGGUGUUGCACCAGAAGGGUCCCAAUUUGAUUACCGACAAUUUGACUCCAAAAUGAGCGAACUUUCAGCUGAUGAAGACUUCUUCCGGUCAUAUGAUGAGAUCCAUGAAAGCUUUGAUGCCAUGGGUCUACAAGAAAAUCUAUUGAGGGGCAUUUAUGCAUAUGGUUUUGAGAAACCAUCAGCCAUCCAACAGAGGGGUAUUGUUCCUUUUACCAAGGGUCUUGAUGUAAUUCAGCAAGCACAAUCUGGGACAGGAAAGACUGCCACUUUCUGUUCUGGUAUUCUUCAACAACUCAACUAUAAUGCAGUAGAAUGUCAAGCUUUAGUUCUAGCACCAACUCGUGAGUUGGCACAGCAAAUUGAGAAAGUCAUGCGAGCUCUUGGUGACUACCUUGGCGUAAAGGUUCAUGCUUGUGUGGGUGGGACCAGUGUUCGUGAGGACCAGCGUAUUCUCUCAGCUGGGGUUCAUGUCGUUGUUGGUACUCCUGGGCGUGUGUUUGACAUGUUGCGAAGGGAGUCCCUUCGAUCUGAUCACAUAAAAAUGUUUGUAUUGGAUGAGGCUGAUGAGAUGCUUUCAAGAGGUUUCAAGGACCAGAUCUAUGAUAUCUUCCAGCUGUUGCCUUCAAAGGUUCAAGUUGGGGUGUUCUCUGCAACAAUGCCACCAGAGGCCCUUGAAAUUACCCGAAAGUUUAUGAACAAACCAGUGAGGAUUCUCGUCAAGCGUGAUGAGCUCACCUUGGAAGGUAUCAAGCAGUUCUAUGUUAAUGUAGAAAAAGAGGAUUGGAAGCUCGAGACCCUCUGUGAUCUUUACGAGACUUUAGCAAUCACCCAAAGUGUCAUUUUUGUGAACACCCGAAGGAAGGUUGACUGGUUAACCGACAAAAUGAGAAGCCGUGACCACACUGUCUCAGCCACACACGGUGACAUGGACCAGAACACGCGAGACAUCAUCAUGCGUGAGUUUCGAUCUGGUUCAUCUCGUGUUCUCAUCACCACUGAUCUGCUGGCACGUGGUAUCGAUGUCCAGCAAGUCUCACUUGUCAUAAACUACGAUCUUCCUACCCAGCCCGAAAACUACCUUCAUCGUAUUGGUCGUAGUGGACGAUUUGGAAGAAAGGGUGUGGCUAUUAACUUUGUGACGUUGGAUGAUGAGAAGAUGCUUGGCGAUAUCCAGAAGUUUUACAGUGUGACCGUUGAGGAGCUUCCAUCGAAUGUUGCCGAUCUCAUCUGAUCUAAUUUGAAAGAUUUGGCUCGUUUCCGUGUCUUCAGUUUUGAAACUGAUUGUUACUUUUGCUUUGUUUUAAGUUAUUGAAAGAUCUUUGGAGUUCAUCUUUGAUACUAGUAUUUGCAACCAUGUUUGUACUGUUUAAUUAUCUUGGAUUGUAUGAAAUAGGUAUUUGUUUGAA